Messenger RNA from Trypanosoma grayi, 2175 nucleotides. RefSeq lists its product as hypothetical. The record is from RefSeq and is a predicted model, not a curated record. The transcript has a single exon. Gene Ontology annotation, cellular component: recycling endosome. Bases 1 to 2175 code for a protein of 724 amino acids. Lineage: Eukaryota; Euglenozoa; Kinetoplastea; Trypanosomatida; Trypanosomatidae. Gene Ontology annotation, molecular function: guanyl-nucleotide exchange factor activity.
AUGUCAUCGGCAUCGUGGGUUAUCUGUUUCGUCUCCAUUCGAUUUGAUCUCGACAUUGGGCCCGUCAUUGAGCACGUUGCACCCCCUGACGCACUGAGUGAUGAAGGAAAGCGCAUCCUCUCGCAGGUCGCCUUCCCUGACUGCAACCCUGAGAGUGGCCAUGACCUCAUAUUCUUCUUUCACAUGAGGGAUUGCACGGCGGCGGCAGAGCGGAGUUCCGCCGAGACCGUUUCCACACCAUCUACCGGUGGAACGGUGACGAACAUUUAUGGGGCGACGUACUACCGCCAGAAGCAAGACGCGUUGGUGCCACGCGGGUACGUGCAGCAGGCGGUUGUGCUGCUCUCGCGUGUGCCCUACAUGGCGGUGCAUGAACUUAUCCUGCGUGUGGUGGUGCCGCGGUUGUGCCAGUGCUGCUCACUUUCGCCAGAUCUGGAAAAGGUGCCUGUGCUGAGCGCACUCUCGCCUGUGCCAACAACAUUCUUCGAAGUGGACUCCUCCUUCAACGCCAGCCAAUACUCACAGAAGGAGGUGCUGGAGCGCGCCAUGGAGGAGAUCGAGGGGUGGCCGUCACCUCACCCGCACGUUCAAUACAACUUGACAUUGCUCUAUCAGCCCAUCACAUUUGUGACACCGCGGCGAAGCUUGCAGCCUGUUAACCGAAAACAAAUUGCGGUAGCUAGGCGUUUGAUGCAGCUCGAUGACCGCGUCACAUUCUUGGGGAGCAAACACCAAGAGGUUAGUGUGCACGACGUCAUUCCCCUUUAUGCGCUGCUAAAUGAGCACCUUCGCCACCUGACACAACUAUGGGAACUGCUCCUCUGCCAUGAGUCCCUGUUCAUAUGGAGCAACACGCCUUCCAUGGCAUCCGCAGCAGCCUUUGCGGUGGCCUCACUUGUACAGCCGAUUGAAUUUAAUGGUGUUCUGCGUUCAUACCUCACUGUGCAGGAUGAGGCUUUUGGACGCUUCUCACGCAUGGGCAAUGCGAUACCUUUUCCGACAACAAAUAGUAUUAUUGUGGCAGUUACAAACCCAUUCUUCUUCCGCUCUUUUGAUGGGUGGCGCAACGUCCUUACAGUUGUUGAUCGGCAGGCGCGCAGCACCGGCAGCGCAGCAAUGACUGGGAAUGAUUGCAAUGAAGGUUGUUGCAAUAGCGCUAUCGCUGCAGCUGGCGCAGCUGCGGCUGCGGUUGCGGCUUCCGCUCUGGCGAAUGGACAAAUAAUUGGAUCACCUGGAGCAAUGUUAUGUCCGAAUAGAAGCGGGUGCGAUUUGGACAGCCCCCGCAUCUUUACCUACAGGAACUUUUUUCCUGUCCUCACUGUUGCGACGCAGCCAGCACCGACUCGUCAGGAUUCAGCGUCUGGUGGUUCUGGUAUAGAUGCCUUCUUCGACCAUCGGCAGGCAGUGAACUCUUUUAGGUCCCCAUUUCAAUUUCUGGUGGAUCACAAGGCGCAGACGGCGAUUCUCCUCCAUCGGUUGGAGCAGGCAUCGCGUCUGAAUGCAGAGGCACAGCUAGCCUCGCUGAAUGCGCAUCUGUGGAAUGGUGGCGGAACGCUAGAGGAAUCAGGUGGGGACGGGAAAGAUGGUGUCAGUAUUUGCGAGAAGACUGCCAGUAGUCAACCGUUUUCACAGUACAGCAUCGCUGAUGAUAUUGUGCGGAAAUUUUUCGAUACGCUGACGAAGGAGUUUCUCAUGCCUGUUAGUGCGUGGUUUCAAUCAAUGACAAACACGCUUACUGUCUUUCACCUUUGUGAUCCAGCCACAGUCAACGUGCUUGUUCCAGAGUCAUUCCUCCGUUUUCUGAAGGAUAACCGAGAGACUGUUCCUUCUUUUCUGUCCCGCCAUCCGUACAAAGCGUACAGUGCCAUGUACGAAAGGUUUGCGAAGGGCUCACUGUUCUGUGCGGUGGUGUGGCAGCUGUUGGACAGGAAAAUACGGCAGGGCCUUGAAGAUACGUCUGUUGAUGAGUGGGCUGCACAGCACCCAAUGGAGGCAGAGCGGAUUGACAUGUUUAUCAACCUGUACAAGCUUGUGCAACGAGAGGUGUCGCAGACUAUUGACCCUGAUGUCGUCUUUGUGACAACGGCGAUAUCUGUCUUGGCGGGAAUGACGGCGUACGUUAACGAGCCUUUGCGAGACCAGCUGAUGCUCAAGAUACGCGAGCUAAAGCUUUGA